CACGGUCACACUUCUGAAAAUUCCAUUAAAACGAGAAAAAAAAACGUAGCGAAAGAGAGAAAUUACGACGUCUGCAGGGCCGUAGCGAAAAACCAGCAAAUACUGAGACAGAGUGACUAUGAUUGUUGUUAAGUGAAAGCAGCAUUAAGGAAAACGGCCAGCGGUAGAGGGAAAGCAGCGGAAUCAGCGUUUGGAAAACCAGCAGAAAGCGAAUCAAAGCUGGAAGGCGAUAAAGCGGCUCACCAGGCACCAACAACACAGCAGCAGCAGCAGCCAGGGAAAGUGCGAGAGUGUGCGUGCGUGUGAGUGAGGGUGCGAGUGUGUGUGGGCAGUGGAAACUGAACUGAGCCAAGAGAGAGCGAGUGCGAGAGAGAGCCAGAGUGGAAGUGGGAGCGGGAGAGGAGCAGUCCGAUUCCGAAUCCCGUAAUAGAAACAAUAGAAGCCCCCAGACCAUGUCUUCGAAUAACCAGAACCAGAGCGCCGUUGGCCAGGCGGCAACAAGUGCCCGUACAACAGAAGCCACAGAUGCCAAUAGUACCGCCUCCAACAACAACAAUAGCAGCAGUACCGCUGCAGCGGGCGCCACCUCGCAGAGCAACAACAGCGAAAGCAGCAGUCCCACCACUGGAACGGGCACGGUAGCGACCACUGGAAAGCUGCACGGUGGCCACACGGCAGUAAACACCAAGGAGCGGGUGGUGGACAGCGUCCCCUUCCCGCCCAGCCACAAGCUGACUCUGGCGGAGGUGUUCGACCAGCGGACCGGAAAGCCCAACCAUGAGGUGCUCAAGCAGCACUUCAUCCUGGAGGGCCGGAUCGAGGAGGCGCCCGCCCUGAAAAUCAUUCAGGACGGAGCUGCUCUGCUGAGGCAGGAGAAGACGAUGAUCGACAUCGAGGCGCCGGUGACGGUGUGCGGCGAUAUCCACGGCCAGUUCUACGACCUGAUGAAGCUGUUCGAGGUCGGUGGCUCGCCGGCGACCACCAAGUAUCUGUUCCUGGGCGACUACGUCGAUCGGGGCUACUUCAGCAUCGAGUGCGUCCUGUAUUUGUGGUCGCUGAAGAUCACCUAUCCGCAGACGCUGUUCCUGCUGCGCGGCAACCACGAGUGCCGGCACCUGACCGAGUACUUCACCUUCAAGCAGGAGUGCAAGAUCAAGUACUCGGAGCGCGUGUACGACGCCUGCAUGGACGCGUUCGACUGCCUGCCGCUGGCGGCGCUCAUGAACCAGCAGUUCCUGUGCGUGCACGGCGGCCUUUCGCCCGAGAUACACGAGCUGGAGGACAUUCGGCGGCUCGACCGCUUCAAGGAGCCGCCCGCCUUCGGCCCCAUGUGCGACCUGCUGUGGUCGGACCCACUGGAGGACUUCGGCAACGAGAAGAACUCGGACUUCUACACGCACAACUCCGUGCGCGGCUGCUCGUACUUCUACAGCUACGCCGCCUGCUGCGACUUCCUGCAGAACAACAACCUGCUGUCGAUCAUCCGGGCGCACGAGGCGCAGGACGCCGGCUACCGCAUGUACCGCAAGAGCCAGACCACCGGCUUCCCCUCGCUGAUCACCAUCUUCUCGGCGCCCAACUAUCUCGACGUGUACAACAACAAGGCGGCGGUGCUGAAGUACGAGAACAACGUGAUGAACAUCCGGCAGUUCAACUGCUCGCCGCACCCUUACUGGCUGCCCAACUUCAUGGACGUGUUCACCUGGUCGCUGCCCUUCGUGGGCGAGAAGGUCACCGAGAUGCUGGUGAACGUGCUGAACAUCUGCUCCGACGACGAGCUCAUGACCGAGGAGAGCGAGGAGCCGCUCUCGGACGACGAGGCGGCGCUGCGCAAGGAGGUGAUCCGCAACAAGAUCCGUGCCAUCGGCAAGAUGGCGCGCGUCUUCUCCGUGCUGCGCGAGGAGUCCGAGUCGGUGCUGCAGCUGAAGGGCCUGACGCCCACGGGCGCCCUGCCCCUCGGCGCCCUCUCCGGCGGCAAGCAGUCGCUCAAGAACGCCAUGCAGGGCUUCUCGCCCAACCACAAAAUUACCUCGUUCGCGGAGGCCAAGGGCCUGGAUGCCGUCAACGAACGGAUGCCGCCGCGGCGGGACCAGCCGCCCACGCCCAGCGAGGAUCCGCACCAUCAGGCGCAGCACAGUCAGCAGGGCGGCAACAAUGGGGCCGGCCACGGGUAAGCUGUGCCUUCUUCGUAUGCGGCUGCAGGACGAGGAUGCGGAUGCGGAUGCGGCACGGAGGAGUCUGGCGAGGAGUGGUCUGGAGGAGGGGCCGUGUGGAGAGGAGCGGAGCGGAGGCAACACAAAGAACACCAACCGAACGGAACCUUAAUUAAGCUUAAUGUGGCAGAGCAACAACUUAAAUACUAAAACCGAUUCUAAUUCUAAGUACUUGGCAUAAUCCCCUGCAUUUCGUGAGUGAUCGAGCCCGCACCAGCUCCAUGCCCAUGCCCAUGCCCACGUCCAUGUCCAUGGCCUAGAUUCUCCAAAAACCUCCAAACAGCACGGAGCAGAGAUUUGUUUUUACGCAGGCGCGCGCACAUUGGAUAUUAGAAUUAUGUGUGGCAUACUUUGGCGCGCCGGCCCCCAGGAAAAUUCCCUUUCUCAAGAGCAGAAAACCAACCGUAACCCAUAACCUAGCUUAAGUUGUAAUGUAUAAACCGAAAUGGGCAAAUUUUAAUAUGGAAAAUGAACAAAACCGAAAGAAAAUCCCCCCCGCAAAAACGUAAAAAAAAAAAAGAGAAGAUGAUGAACCCGGGAAGAAAGAAGCACUAACCCAAAAGAAGAGUUGGGAAAAAAUCCAGCGCUAAUCUGUUUCAAACAUUUAGCAGCGCCAAAAAGAAGCGUACAUAUAUGUAUACAUAUGAUUAUAUAGAAUUAUCGAGGCAUAGAGCCGAGAUGUAACCGAAAGUGUAAUGAAAUUCGAAAUGAACAAAGGUCAUUUAUGUAAUAAUCGUAAUCCUUGAACUAGAAAUGUAAUCUUGCAUAAAAAAAACCAAACAAAACAAACAAACAAUUUCGAAACCAUUUGCAAUAUGUGCCGCAAUAGUCCAUAAAUGUUCCUUAUACGAAUUAAACAUUGAAAGUGAAACCAGAGUUUAUUUUUUUUUUAAAUAUAUAUAAAUAUAUUAAUGUAUAAUUGUUGCAUAAUCUAACUUUCAACUUAAUAUGUUACAUUUUACAUGUGCGUGUUCGACUGUGUGUGAAUAACCUCUUGCGUUUUAUUAGUUGCUUGCCUUACAAAAAGAGAACAAAAAUAGAAA
Molecule: messenger RNA, 3256 nt
Organism: Drosophila gunungcola (fruit fly)
Lineage: Eukaryota; Metazoa; Arthropoda; Insecta; Diptera; Drosophilidae
Gene: Pp2B-14D
Product: serine/threonine-protein phosphatase 2B catalytic subunit 2
Exons: 1
Coding region: 453-2174 (573 amino acids)
Biological process (GO): calcineurin-mediated signaling
Cellular component (GO): cytoplasm; calcineurin complex
Molecular function (GO): calmodulin binding; calmodulin-dependent protein phosphatase activity
Source: RefSeq, a predicted model, not a curated record